This is a messenger RNA of Rubroshorea leprosula, 1942 nucleotides long. NCBI's taxonomy places the organism in Eukaryota, Viridiplantae, Streptophyta, Magnoliopsida, Malvales, Dipterocarpaceae. The record is from the annotation of a GenBank genome assembly.
GUCCGCAGCCGGAGAAAGUGAGAUCGAUUCCAAUUUAUCUGUUCAUUGCCUCUCUCCUGUUGCAGUCUUGCUCCCUUAGACCCAGUGACACCGCCAAAGCCCUCUUCUCCUCCCUCCUCUUCUUCUUCCUUUGUUUUGCGAAUGGAGAAUCUCAGUAUGGCUUUGGUAUCUUCCCCUCCCAAACUAGUACUGGGUUACACUCACAACUCUUGUCUGAAAAACCCCAACAGAGAACUCACUAGACCCGGAAUCUCUUCCUUUGUCCUCCCCUUCUCCUUUCGAAAUUCAAAGAUUGCUCCUUGUGUCUCCAGAAUCUCUCUCUCCGCCCAUUUUAAUGGUGCUCCUCGCAGAAUCCGCCAUAACGUGAUACCGACCGGAAAGUCUGGAGCUGAGCGUUUUGCCAGUGUUUCUUCUUGGACUGGUAAUCAGCAAACCUCUUCAGUUGGCGUUAACUCGAAUCUCGCUGUCCCGCCACCCUCAUCACAAAUAGGGUCACCACUACUUUGGAUUGCAGUAGGUGUUGGGAUUUCAGCUUUGUUCUCUUGGGGAGUUUCGACUGCAAAGAAAUAUCUAAUGCAGAAAGCGUUCACGAGUUUUAUGGACCAGAUGAAUACUCAAAACAACCAAUUCAGUAAUGUUCCCUUUCCUUCUGGAUCACCAUUCCCAUAUCCAACACCUUCGACAGGACCUCCUAUAUCACCUUCCCCAGCUGCUCCCACUCCAUCAAUUACAGUUGAUGUGCCUGUAACAAAAGUGGAAACCGCUCCAGCAACUGAUCCUGUGAAUGAAAUGAAAAAGGAAACUGAAAUUAAAGAACCAAAGAAACCUGCUUUUGUAGACGUUUCUCCAGAAGAAACCAUUCAGAAAAGCCCCUUUGAAAACUUUGAAGAUGUGGCUGAAACGAGUUCACCAAAGAAUGUUUCUAAUAGUGGAGCUGCUGCUAAGCAGGAUCUAGGUGCUUCUGGGGGUUUUCAGUCAACUGGGAAACCAGGUUCUGUCUUAUCAGUAGAAGCUUUGGAGAAAAUGAUGGAAGAUCCAACAGUGCAGAAGAUGGUUUUUCCAUACUUACCUGAGGAAAUGAGAAAUCCUGACACCUUCAAGUGGAUGUUACAAAAUCCCAUGUACCGUCAACAACUGCAAGACAUGCUAAAAAAUAUGGGUGGAAGUGCUGAAUGGGACAAUAGGAUGAUGGAGUCCUUGAAAAAUUUUGAUCUUAGCAGUCCUGAGGUUAAGCAGCAAUUUGACCAGAUUGGACUUACUCCUGAAGAAGUUAUUUCCAAAAUUAUGGCCAAUCCCGACGUUGCCAUGGCAUUCCAAAAUCCUAGAGUUCAACAAGCCAUCAUGGAUUGUUCCCAGAACCCAAUGAGUAUUGCAAAAUAUCAAAAUGAUAAGGAGGUUAUGGAUGUUUUCGCCAAAAUAUCAGAACUCUUCCCUGGAGUGACAGGUUCAUCAUGAUGUUCCUUCUUCUUGUUGACAGCGGCUGCUUUGUGGCGUAAUAUGCUCAAUGCUCAUUGUAUUCCCAAUGAUCCAAGUGAUUGACUCUGGACUGUGCAGGCAAACGUCUUUGCUGAUGAAAAAAAAUCCAGAUUUUAAGUUUUGUUUUUCACAAUGAGCAUUACAGGUGAUGCCAAAUAUUCCGCUCUUCUUGUAGUCUAGGCUAUCAUACUAUGAUUUUUGGUUACUCCUACUCUCAAAAGUAGUUCAAAAAUAAACCAAAUGUUAGAUUUUCGAUUUGCAUUAAAAGAAUAUGAGAACUUGGAUGCCUGCUCCAACAGCUACAUUUGAGUACCCUGAAAAUACUCACGCUACUCACGCUGGUUGAUAUUGAAACUGGGACUAAACUAGUUUGAGGAAAACCUGCACCAAGGUCUGCCCUUGCACUCCACAUGCCAUCUUAGUAUUAUUGUGCAGAUUAUGUUCUGGAUAAAUAUCAAUGAGGGCC